GAAGUGAUAUAACUGCCUGUUUGUCUCUGUAAUACCAUGGAUUCAGAGGAUGAACCCUUGUUGCUCCAGGCUAUGUGGGACUUUAGUGAGUAUGAGGAACAAGAUGAGGAAGAAGAAAAGGAGGCUUGCAACGAAGGGGUUGAUGUGAUCAGGGGAGAACCAGGCUGUCGAGGGUUGUGGUGGGUGGUAGGAUGGAUUUACACUCGGCCCUGGGCCAGUGGAGUGGUUCUUACUGUAGGUUUCCUACUUCCCUUAAGUCUUUCUGCCUACAUGUUUGUCUAUUGCGAGCCCCUGGACAUUGAUCUCUCCUACAGUGCCUUUGAAGUAAGGAGCCAUUCAUCUGCAGAGCGUUUUGAUGCACUCACUAUUGCACUGAAAAGCCAGUUAGGAUCUUGGGAUAGACACCGGCGUGAUGCGGAAGUGUUCGAUUUUGACUCGAAUGCCCUUAGGGAUUUCCUGUUGUUGAAAUUAAACAAACAAGAGAAACAGCCAGUGGUGGCCAAUCAGACACAACUAUCUGAGGUUUUAAGAAAGAGGCAGGGUAAAUUUGACAGAGCACAAAAGCAAGGAGACAGAAUAAACACUAAAAUAGCGCAAAUGAUGAAAAUAUUGGAUGGUGAGGAACAAGAGGGGAAAAUGAAACAAAUUAGAACUGGGAUGGAAUCUAACAGAACACAAAUGAAUGAGGAGGACUCCAGCUCAGUCCUUGUCAGAAAGCCAAGAUUCGCAGGUUAUUCCUACCUUCAGACCCAGGCUCUCUGGAGGAUGGAGCUGGUGUUUGUGGCUCAGGGUGACAAGGACAACAACAUCUUCACCCCGGAGCGUCUUCACACCAUCCACCAUGUGGAGCGACUCCUCAUGCAACAUCCACAAUUCCAGCAGUUUUGCUGGAAGCCUUUGGAAGUGUUGAGGGACCUUCCUUUGGGACCUUCAUACUGCUCACCACCUAGCUCCCUCCUCUCCUACCUCUUCCCCAGUGAGCGAGGAGGGAAGAUCUACUUUGACGGCAUGGGCUCGGACCUGGCAGAUAUACAAGGUGCUUUGAGACUGGCAAUCACCCACCCGCAGUUUUAUUGGUAUGUCGAUGAGACACUCACUCCGGACAGCCUUCAUUCCUCCCUCCUCCGCAGCGAGAUCCAUUUUGGAGCACCACUGCCUUCCUUCUACUCUCUACAAGACCGGCCCCUGGAGCAGAGACGAAGAUUCAGGGACUUUGUGGUCCAGUAUGCUGAUAUUCUGGCUCAGCAGUCCACCAGCAAAGUGAAGGUGCUCUAUGGGGGUACAGAACUUUUUGACGAUGAGGUCAGAAGGACAUUCCACAGCGACAUGUUGCUGGCGUUAUUCAGUGGGGCCUGUAUAGCAGUCUUGGUCUAUAUCCUCACUUCUUUCUCAUUGUUUCUGACAUUCUUUGGCUUGGCUAGUAUUGGCCUGAGCUGCCUGGUGGCUCUGUUCCUCUAUCAUGUGGUGUUCAGGGUGAAGUACCUGGGCAUUCUCAAUGGCGUGGCAGCCUUCAUAAUCAUUGGAAUUGGUGUGGAUGAUGUGUUUGUGUUCAUCAGUACGUUCAGGCAGGCAGCUCAUGUUGUCGGAGCUGAGCAGCGCAUGAUCCACACGGUGAAGACAGCAAGUCGCGCCACCUUCCUCACCUCCUUCACUACGGCAGCUGCCUAUGCAGCCAAUGCCUUCUCCCAGAUCCCGGCGGUGCAUGACUUUAGUCUGUUCAUGUCUCUCAUCGUGAGUUGCUGCUGGCUCUGGGUGUCCAUUCUAAUGCCUGCUGCCCUCUGCAUUUGGAAUCAGUGCACUGCUGCCUACGCUAACACCUGUCCAAAAUGGUGGAAUACUCUGAAUAUGCUCUCCGUUAAUCUCAGCCCUCUUUCUGAUGAGGAUGAUGAUGUGGCUCUUUUGACUGUAGAGACAGAACCAGAUCUUCAUGAUUCCGAGUUUGAUGCGGCUCUGCUGCCUCUCCCAGAUGGCUCAACAGAAGGGAACAUUGGGUUGGUCAGUGCCAAGCUCCAGAGGGUACUACGAUUGUGGGUGGCUGAGCCUGCGGUGAAGAGACGCAAGGCAAUUAUAGCUCUAUAUGUAGUGGUACUGCUUGCUUCAGCAUGUUGCUGUAGCCUCCUGAAACCAGCCAGUCAUGCACCUGCACUCUUCCACCACAACACCAACUUACAGCAACUACUGGAUCUCCGUAGCAACCUGAGCGCCCAGGGGAUCUCGUGUCACAUGUGCUCAGGAGUGUUUAUGGAAACACCUCACAGCUUGCACAGCAGCGUUCAUGCCAUAAGCUCCACAUCAAGGAAAAACACCCAAUCGAGUCAAGCUGAAGGGAGUCCGAGACAGCGAAACACUGUUAACGCCACACACACUACAACAGAUGGCCUUCUGACAGUUUUUGUGUCUAAGCUGGAGGUAGAUGCACCUGUUACCCUCUACCGCUACUCCCUUAGUGCCAACAUGCCCGCUCCCUGGAGAGCGCUGAGCCCCAGGCAUGGAGACGUGCCAUCGUUUCAGGCUUAUAGCAGUCGCCAUGGCAACUUUAGUGCACAGCUUACAGUGUGCGUGUCGCAUGCUUACCAUCCACGGCCACGAUGGAUGUUGACCUUGGGGUCAUGUGACCCUCACCAUGGCUGGAGGUCCAACUUCAGCUUCUUUGUGGCACCUAAUGAGCAGAAGAACAGCAGGAAGUUGUAUUUUGCCCAGAACACCUUAAGCCCAUACCCUAGCCGUGUGUGCAAUGGACCACCAGGCUGUAUGGUCAGCUCUGGACAUGAUGGACCGACUCAGGGCAGUUUCUACACCCCUGUGCCUGCAGCCCCGGGAGAGGUGAAGAGUUCGAAGACAUCUGGCUUUAAUCCGUGUAGUGGAGGCGGCGGCUGUGGGAAGCCAGCAGUACGUCCACUGGUGGACACUGGAGCCAUGGUGUUCAUUGUCUUUGGGAUACUUGGGGUCAAUCGCACUCAACGUUCAGACAACCAUGUUAUUGGAGACUUGGGAAGUGUGGUCUAUGAUCCUGAUUUUGAUCUCUUCAAUGAAAUUGGUCACUUGUGCCAACUCUGCAAAGCCAUCAGUGCCAAUACACAGCUUGUCAAGCCUGGUGGGGCACAGUGCUUGCCUUCAGGCAACAGUCUCACAUCUAUUCUUCCUCUUCUCCACCCUGAGUGUCAGUCUCUUCCUGAGCCUAAUCUCUUGCCUGGCCAGCUCUCCCAUGGUGCAGUGGGUAUUCAGGGGGGACGAGUACACUGGAUAUCCAUGGCUUUUGAAUCAACCACCUACAAAGGAAAGUCCUCGUUUCAGGCGUACUCAGAUUUCCUGCAAUGGGAGAGCUUCCUGCAGGAGCAGUUAGCAUCUCUCCCACAAAGUUCAACUCUGCGACGGGGCUUCCAGACAUGCCAGCACUGGAAGCAGAUAUUCAUGGAGAUCAUAGGUGUGGAGAGCGCACUUUACAGUCUACUUCUGUCUUUGGCCAUCUGUAUAGCAUCGGUCGCUGUGUUUACUGUCCAUCCUCUUCUGUUGCUGCCUAUCCUGCUAAGCAUUCUGGGUGUGGUGUGUAUGGUGGUGGCAGUGAUGUACUGGUUGGGCUGGGAGAUGGGUGCAGUGGAGGCAAUCUCUCUGUCCAUCCUUGUUGGAUCAUCAGUGGAUUACUGUCUGCAUCUGGUUGAGGGCUUCCUGCUCGCUGGAGAUAAAGAAAACAUGGGGACUGUCAAUCACAGUACGGUAUGGGCUCCAAAAAGACAGACAUUAACAUCGAUUUGCAAGGAUCCAUCGACCGAGCGCCAGCGACGAACACUGGAAGCUGUCAAUCACGUCGGAGUUGCCAUAGUAUCCAGUGCAAUCACAACAGUGAUAUCCACCGUGCCACUGUUUUUCUGCACGAUUAUGCCUUUUUCAAAGUUUGGCCAAAUUGUCGCUAUUAACACUGCCAUCUCAAUAUUAUUUACCCUCGUCGUCACCACAGCCCUCCUAGCCACAAUGGGGCCUUCGCACUUCACCCGGCCACCCCGAGCAGUUCUCAAAGCCAGCCUGGUGGUGCUUGUGGUGGGGCUCUCAGGGUGUCUGUUCUGGUGGACUGGAUCACAACUGAUCCCCACCAGCUGGAACUCACUUAUUACAUAAGCCCAUAGGAGAUGUCUCCCAAUCUAUUAUUCAAAAGACUGGAGAAUCCAAAUGAAUUGUUGUGUUGUGACCAAGCUACAGAAUGUAUUUGGUGUGUAAAACAUUAGGAUGUACCCGAUACUGUAUACACGAUGCUAUUUUUGUUGACCUUAAAGGGCGGUCCUUGUGGAAUGCCUUAAAGGAAAGCGCCACCUUGCAUAUUAGUAGUAUUUCAUAAUCUACAUUGACUUUUUUUUUUUUAAGUAAACUUCUGUCAUCGUUUGUGUUCUGUUUUCACUUUGAUUAACAGUUGCCUAUAUUAACCACAAUACUGUUUGACUACCUGCUAAAACCAAUGGGAUUCAGCCCUCACUUCAUCUCUAUCUAAAGAGUGAAAUGCAGCAGAGCUUUAGCCCUUUAAUCUGUCCACCUCUUUCACUUCCACAUCUGGAUGCACUACUCAUAAAGAUCAGCUUCCAAAGCUUUAUCUUUCACGCUAAUCCUGCCAUCAGCAGCAUUGUGCUUGUUAUCUCAUAGAUCGCCAAGUAGCUGAGUCACAACUACUUCGUAUAGGCGCUUUGCAUUCUGGGUCACUGUCUAAACAUUUGCUGUCUCCAUUACGUCUUCAUUACUAGGACACUUAAAGCUAGACGGCCUUUCGAUUUCAGAAAAUCGGUGAAAUUUAGUUCCCUCUGAAAUGUGGUCAUUGUGAUAUAUGUUUAUUUCUGUAAUAUCUCACAAAAUAAUCAGGCCAUUCUGCAGUUGGGAAGUUAUUUAAUUUGAAGGGAUUCCCGAGUAAAUAAUGUGCAUGAAAUCGCUCGCUUCGUGCAGUCAAGCAGACAGAGGAAGUCCGUGUGUGUGUGUGUGCACGCGCAGGUUUACCUUUGAGCGUGCACUGCCAGUUCCAUCAUUCUGUUGCUAAACAAACAGCUGAUCUCACCGAGGUGCUCGCUGACCGCCGAUAUUUAUUAGUUUGGUCCUGCGUUUCCUUUCAUUUGUAUAUAACAUAACGUCUUUUCUUCUUGCUUUACGUUACGGUCCUUCACGUUUCAUUCGCACGCUCACGUCCUCCAUUUUUCUCUCCUGUUUAAAAUUUGUAUCCCACAGUGCCUUGCGUGAACGAGGAAAGCCUACCAUGUGAUGCAUGACGUAGUAUCUUGAAUCGCGUCAUAGCGAAGCAGGAAAAAAUAGCGGAGAAUUUAGGGCCACAUGGCUCUAAAUUCAUUAAUUGUUCUAUUUAAAAAUAAAACUAAUAAAAUUGGAAGUCUGUGAUUUGAAUUCAGUAGCUUUUGGUCCACUAAACAAAAAUAAUUGGGUGUUGGGAAAAUUCUCUUUAUGACCUACGCUUGAAAAAUCCGAAAGGCCGUCUAGCUUUAACAUUGUUGGAAUAUUGUACGUCAGAAAAGAAGUGGUGUUCUUUUGUUUUUCAGAGCUAAUACAGAUACCUAGCCAUUAUGUCAUACGUUUGAGAUUGUUGAAACCAUCGUAACUACCCUGGCAAUGUCCUCUUGUGACAUCAGUGCGGCAGACGCUCGCCAUCUUCUCACAGGAAUAACGAAAAUACAGCAUCAACCAACAAAUUAGCACGACAAUCACAAAGCACAUCACAAAUAUUUCAAUAUAAAACAUGUAUAAUGUGUUUCAGGGUGGACUUUUCCUUUAAACGUCGGCAGCGAACUUGGGGAAGACAAACGUGCACGUUGAUAAAAAGUCAGCCACACAACUCUCUUAUUAAAGAAGUAGACCAGAAAUGUUUUUCGUCAAAUCUUUAUCUGUUUGAACGAAUAAGAAUAAAAAGAUGGCAUAGCAAGAUUGCGGAUAUGCUGCCUACCUCAGGUUAUUAAAAAAAAAAAGGAAAGGGGGGAAAAAAGAACCUGUCCAAGUAUCAAUAUUGAAGAAAUGGUUUGGUAUGCUCCAGCUCCAUCCUAUGGGAGAGCUGAGGAAAAGUUCUUCUAAAAUAUUAUUGACAAAAUGUCACUCGAACGCAGCCAGCUCUACUCCUGAGAAAAGAAACUGGAGCUUUGACAUUGAUGAUGGUGUUUGAAGAAAAUGAGAUUGAAAAUGAAAUCUUUUUCAAUCUAGUCACUUGAUGGUACUGUGUAACCAUCGAUAGGUUACGAGUUGUGUUUUAAAGUACAAACCACAGAAGUAUUUUGUAUAAUGAUUUGUUUUGUGAAACUGACCAACAAGCUGUUCUAAUGGUUUUAUAUCACUGUAAAUCUGUAGUUAAGGUGUUCCUGUUGAAUUGCUCCUUUGAAGAAUGAUUUAUACGAUGUGUUGUAUAAAUGCUAUGCUAUUGGUUCU
This is a messenger RNA of Neoarius graeffei (lesser salmon catfish), 6396 nucleotides long. RefSeq names its product dispatched RND transporter family member 3 (gene disp3). Gene Ontology annotation, cellular component: membrane. NCBI's taxonomy places the organism in Eukaryota, Metazoa, Chordata, Actinopteri, Siluriformes, Ariidae. Bases 37 to 4113 code for a protein of 1358 amino acids. The transcript is spliced from 20 exons. The record is from RefSeq and is a predicted model, not a curated record.